Tuber melanosporum (Perigord truffle) is the source of this 397-nucleotide messenger RNA. RefSeq lists its product as uncharacterized. Bases 263 to 397 code for a protein of 44 amino acids. The transcript has a single exon. The record is from RefSeq and is a predicted model, not a curated record. NCBI's taxonomy places the organism in Eukaryota, Fungi, Ascomycota, Pezizomycetes, Pezizales, Tuberaceae.
GGGAUCGGCGAUUGUCUCGACUCGGGGGAAGGUGGAAGAGAGUGAUAUUAGAUAGGGAGGUGGAUAAGGGUGCCAUGGUAGGCUGGGUGGAUUAGAGGGCAAGUGGGGGGUUCUGAGAUGUUUUCCGACGGAAUUUUUUGAGCAGGCGUGUAUGAUAGGAGCAGUGUUUUAGGGACACUUUGUCCUGAACGUCAGUGUUCUCGAGUGUGCGCAGUGGACGAAGGUGAUCUAAAUGAAAUAACUUUGUUCAAAUGAGAGAAUAAUGAUAAUCAUGGUUGCUUGUAGCCUCGUUUUAUUCUCCCUCUGUAUAUCAGGAAAGACAGAAGUAAUUAUAUCGAAGCAUAAGAAAUUCCCAAACCACCUCUUGUUCUCCAUAGGACCCUCUGAUUUCCCAUAG